CAAUGGUACCCCUUUAAAGCGGAAAUGAAUCAGUCGAAUAUCCUGUUUCUGUUUGCAUGUAUAUUAUAAUAUAUAUGUAGGUGACGCUAUUGUAAACAGAAACCGUCGAUUAAAAUGUCUUUUUACAACAUAUCGAGAAUAAUAUCUGGCAUAUUCCUGGCCUUGCAGCUAGGAUUGGCAGACGCAGGAUGGAGGUGUAAUUACGUUACCCGUAGCGGAGUUUACAUGAAGUUGUAUUGUCCGUACAGCGAGUGUUGCGGAAGCUACUACUACUACAAGUAUUGCUGUAACGUAAGUCCCGUCGGUACGAUAGUUGGGGGUGUGGUCGGGUUUGUUGUGUUCGUCGCCAUCAUCGCGUCCAUCGUCUCCUGCUGCAUGUGCGCUUGUUGUCCUGUCUAUCGGUACCGGACACAGAGAUCAAACGGGCUGAUAAUCACGACUGGAGCAAACUCUUCUGCGCCAACUAAUUACAACACGAUUUCAGGACAGACCCAUACCGCCCAACCAGCUGGGGGUCACAUGGUCCAGCCAAACCAACCACCCCCGUAUCAUAAAUAGGCACCUUUUUUCCGGGCGCCGCCGGUAUACAAGGUUAUGGCGAUUAAUAAAUUGCCUGUCUCGUAUAUCAUUGAAUGUCAUAUGUUUCGCCCUGUAUUGAAAAAUCCCUACUAUAAUUAAAACUUUGUUUGAAAAUAAAUAGAGGAUAUUUGUUUAUUUCAGUGUAAGAUCGUAUUUUAUUUCACGAGUGUCAUAUAAAAACAUAUUUUCACGAGUGGGGCGCCCCUCAUGCAUAAUUAUAGCUGUCAACUUUUCUACUUUCGGUUUGCUGAGAAAUAGUUCUCUGCUAUUCAUUCUUAUUGCUUAAUAUUCGCUCGUUUUUUUAUUGCAAAGCUUUAUGAAUAGUAAACAUGAAGUAUUAUUAGUGCACUAAUGUUCCAAAAACUAAUGAAAACACUUUUUAUCUUAACCAAAUUACUACGCCGCUAUUUAUAGAAUGAAAAUUUGGAAGGUCAAAUGUGUUAGCAAAACAAAUGUGGAUACUCAUUGGAUUUUAACCAUUCUUCUUAGUUUAAGACUGCAUAUACGCGUGUUUUAAAGUAAGUUAAUAUUCAGUCAUCUUACUGUCAGAGACCAGUCUGUUUCGCUUUAAAAUGUUUGUUUUCCGGAAGAGUAAAUGCCACGCUAGUUUGUUGACACAUUUUGAGAUGUGGAUGGGGUAAAAAAUAUCGGAUCUAUCUGUAAAUUGUUGUGUGAAUUCUCCAGGAUGCUCAUUUUACGUACUACAACGGUUAACAGUUCAAAAUACAUUUGAACGAUGCUAUAAAAUUUUAUUUAUGUUCGAACAGUUGUUUUUGUCUGUAAUUUGUUUGGAAUGAAAGCAAAUGUUCGAACAUUCAGCUUCAAAGAUCAGUAUUUAAUGUUUGAUAAACGGGAUAACCGGUGAUAAACGGUAAGUUGUUAAUUUCCAAUUAUAUAUUUAUUUAAAUUUAUAAAAUAUUUCUUUAUUUUUUUAAACAUUUUUUGACAUAAUUUACUGAAGUCCAGUGUUCUGUUUUGACCAAGGCAAGUACAUGUAACAACAAAGGAUUUUAAAAGUAGUUCUGAUUUUUUUCACUGUUGUUAUUUCACUGUUAAAACCCCAUAUUUCAUCGUAAAGCAUGAAAGAAACAUGUAUCAAGAUAUUCAUUGACAAUUCAUGCAAUGUCAGCUGCGAGGGAUUAAAAUACAUAUUUCUUUCAAUUUGUUUUUAUUUUAAGUAUUGAAUAAAAAAGAUCACUUAGACAUUUGUUCUUCAUAGUUCACAUACUGUAGUAGCAUAAACACAUGAUAUGAUAAAGCAAAUUAAGGUUUCAAAAUGUUCUUUCAUUAACCGGCAUUUUUUAUUCUUUUUUUUUUGUCUAAAACAUUAUAUUUGUACCUGUCAUUUGUAUACAAUCUCCGAAAUGGCGAUUUAUUUCAAAACCAAUUCCAAAUAAUACCGUUUACUUAUUUUAAAACGUGCUGACCUAGAUUACGUCAGAGCUCGCGAAUCAAGGUACUAGAAUCAAGAUGGCGGCCUAGUUUCAGUGUCUGUACUCUGUUGACAUUAUUUACGUGAACUUUUGACCGUUUGUUCUUAAAUACUUGUGGAAAUAUGGAUAAAUAAAUGGCAUGUCUGAAAAAAAAUUUUUUUUUAUUUCAUUGUUUUGCUCAACUUUAUUAUUUUUUAUUUUAUUCCUUAAAUCCGCGAAUCAUGGUUAGUCGAGGAUAUUUUAGAUCAUAAAUGUGCUUUAUAUUUCAAACACUUUUUUAUUUGUCAAUGUUUUCUUCACGGACUUUUUACAUUAUUUAUGUUAAUUCUGUAAUAUUUGUAUACACUUUUCUUGAAUAAAGUAUGUAUGUCCA
Molecule: messenger RNA, 2385 nt
Organism: Mya arenaria
Lineage: Eukaryota; Metazoa; Mollusca; Bivalvia; Myida; Myidae
Product: protein shisa-4-like
Exons: 4
Coding region: 115-558 (147 amino acids)
Source: RefSeq, a predicted model, not a curated record